Carya illinoinensis is the source of this 498-nucleotide messenger RNA. RefSeq lists its product as uncharacterized. Bases 1 to 498 code for a protein of 165 amino acids. The record is from RefSeq and is a predicted model, not a curated record. The transcript has a single exon. Lineage: Eukaryota; Viridiplantae; Streptophyta; Magnoliopsida; Fagales; Juglandaceae.
AUGCAUACAGCAGAGGAGGCCAGUUUUAUGGUCCAGUGGCUUGAUAAACCUUCAAUACCCAAUGGGACAAAUACCCGUUCAAGCUUAGGAGUCCCAUAUACUUUUUGGCCUUUUUAUGAUUCAACCAUGAACAUGGCAGGGCUCACUGAAAGUUCAUGCAUUUAUUUGGAAUUCCCUAGUACUAGAUUUUACAGUCUUCCAUCGGAGAGUAGUUACAGUGGUGGUAGACUGAGCCAAAAAAGCGACUACUUGAGUGAUUUCCAACCAAUUUUGACAUCCACUUAUAACUUCAGGUCCAUGGAUUCAGUUCCUUAUCUCAUUGAUGGGGAUGACUGCACGAACCAAGAAAUAAGUAAGGGAGAUGCAGAGGAGUCUGCUGGAAACAUGCCCGAAACUGUUCUCCUUCACAUGGAUUUACAGCAAAAAAGGAAAACUGAUGUUCCAAAACCAGACUCGAUCUCGGAAGUCAAAACUGACAAGCCAUCUGAGAAUUCUUGA